Molecule: messenger RNA, 1525 nt
Organism: Onychostoma macrolepis
Lineage: Eukaryota; Metazoa; Chordata; Actinopteri; Cypriniformes; Cyprinidae
Gene: rassf6
Product: Ras association domain family member 6
Exons: 11
Coding region: 229-1254 (341 amino acids)
Biological process (GO): signal transduction
Source: RefSeq, a predicted model, not a curated record
CCCACAAUGCACUUAGAAGAGGUGAGUGGAUCGAGUUACAGCACGACAUUGCCAUAAUCACCAGAAAAACACCUGACAAGCACUCAAGCUCCUCAUUCGGUCCCGGGCUUCUCUUAUCUGACCCCACACUGCUGUAGCCGCAGCUCGGGAACAGAUAUGUGACCCCUUCCUGGUAAAGUCCUCUGACAUUGGAUCUAAGCAGACAGCAGAUUGGGUUGGUUUGUUGAAAUGAAUGCUGGCCAGACAACGUCUGUUGUUCAGAUUGGUGCUGGAAAAUCUUGCUCCAGGGCUGAAUUUUUCUCUUUACUGAACACCUACAACUGCUUUCUUAAAGACAUACCACACCUGCUGCUCACUGUUCAGGAGCAGAAAGCAGGAAAGGUGACAUUUGAAGGCAAUCUUGUAAUUUCCUGGGGAGUGAAGAAACCCAUUCGGUUACAAAUACAAGAUGAGAAACAGAUUUUUUCAAAUGAGUCUUCAGUCAAGUCACCAGAUCCCAUCAGUCCACUUGGAAACAAAAGGGGAAUGACACGAUGGGGAGAAUUUGAUGAUCUUCAUCAUAUUGAUGAACUGGAAGAAGCUGGAUCCACAAAACCUGAAAUUCCUCCUAAAGACUACAUUGAAUAUGAGAGCAAAACGUUAAGACCUUCCCGAGCUGUGCCGACCAGUGAAGAAAGUUCAAAUCUGAUCCGUACCAUGAGUGAUGCCUCGCUGGUGAAAAUGAGGGUGAAGAGUAGGAAGAUGGUAGAAAGUCAGAGGAACAGAAACCAUCGCUUCUCCAUCAACGGACACUUCUACAACUACAAGACAUCUGUUUUCACACCGUCAUUUGGCGCCACCACAAAUGUGAACAUUAACAGCAAGAUGACAACACAAGAGGUCAUUACACAGCUGCUUCAAAAGUUUAAAAUAGAAAACACUCCAAAUGAAUUUGCCCUGUACUGCAUUCAUCAAAGUGGAGAAAAGCGAAGGUUGAGCAGUUCAGACCUGCCACUGUGGGAACGUCUUCUACAGGGACCAUCAAACAGCAUCAUGAAAAUAUUCCUCAUGGAUACAGACGAACAGGAAAUUAGCCUUGAUGUAGCUCAGUACCUCAAUUUAGAGAUGCCCAUUUUGAAGGUAAUUCUGCAGAAGCUGGAGGAGCAAGAGAACCAAGAAGUACAAAGAAUAAUUGCAAAAUAUCAAAAGGAACAGAGUGUCUUGUUGCAGUGCUUGAAAAAAAAGAUACCGUUUAAAACAGAGACAACUGUCUGAAUGAAGUCUUGGCAACAGGAAACUGUUUCCAACUGUUGUGACGUCAACCACAGAGUAAAAAGAGAAAUGGAAAAUAAAGUGAAAAGUGAGCCUUCCGGACUACAAGCCAGGAAUCAGGAGUGUGAGAUGUUCAAAAGUGCAUAUGUGACUUUUCGUGCAUAGCUUUACGGUUAAGUUUGUGGUUAUAAUGUAUAUAAUGUAAAAUAGUUUUCACACAAAUGUAAUUACAAUAUUUAUCAUGUGAGGAACCAAAUAAAAUGCUGAUAUUUGA